AUGGUGGAAGUGCUUGAUGACUACCAAGAGGAACAAGGUGUUUCUGUUACUCCUCUUAUAAAGGUUGCUGGAUACAGGACAGUAUUUCAUCCGGAUCUGGACCCUGAUAAAGCAAGGAGAAUUCCAAAAGAAGAAAUGUUCCGAUUCUCACAUCAGGUCCAAAGUCAAGAAGCUGAAAAUGCUCCAAAGGGUUUCCAGGAGCUGGACCCAGCAGCUACACCUUUGGAACUUCUACAGGUAAAAUUGGAAACUAAUGAGUUGACAGCAAAGCAGAAUGGUGGAAAGGUUGAGGACGAAGAAAUUAAGGUUGGUGGGAUAUUUGGUGCUGCUGCGUUGCCAAAGGAGGAAGACAUAGCCGACAAUGGUGAACAAAGCAAGGAGGUGGACACCACAGGCUUUCCAAAAUAG
Ilex paraguariensis (yerba mate) is the source of this 408-nucleotide messenger RNA. The record is from the annotation of a GenBank genome assembly. Lineage: Eukaryota; Viridiplantae; Streptophyta; Magnoliopsida; Aquifoliales; Aquifoliaceae.